Messenger RNA from Fusarium verticillioides 7600, 819 nucleotides. RefSeq lists its product as hypothetical. The record is from RefSeq and is a predicted model, not a curated record. The transcript has 2 exons. Lineage: Eukaryota; Fungi; Ascomycota; Sordariomycetes; Hypocreales; Nectriaceae. The coding region runs from base 1 to 819 and encodes 272 amino acids.
AUGAUGCAUCAGGAAAAGCCAACUAUAGCCUGCUUUGGUGCUACCGGAGGAUGUGUGGCAACAGCCUUAGAAAGCGCACUGCGCGAAGGCUUUUAUUGUACCGCUUUCGUUAGGAACCCGGACAAGCUGCGCAAUGUUCUGAUUACCCAGAAAGGUAUUCCAUCGGAUAUUGUUGACCGAUAUCUUACCGUUCAUCGCGGCGAUGUGAAGGACCCUACUGCCGUCGCACAAGCCCUCGUCAGCCCAACCAACGCCAAGUUCGUUGUUGACUUUAUACUCAGCGGCGUCGGCUCACGCCCUAGAUUUGACUGGAGUAUUACGAGACCUCUCCCGCUACAAGACAGAACUAUCUGUGAAGAUACCAUCAAAGUGAUCUACACUGCCCUCUCUAACCUGUCUGCUUCUGGUAUCACCGGCACUAUUAGCUCACAGAAACCUCUCCUCGUGGCUGUAAGCGCUGCCGGAUGCGGGAGGAAGCGAGGGAUACCUCUGCCUGUCUAUCUGCCAUACCAUUACGUUGUGGGAGGGCCGCUAGCAGAUAAGAAAAAGAUGGAAAAUCUGAUCUUGGAAGAUGGAGGUCGCCAUGUACGGGACUUUGUUCUCAUGCGACCACUGAUCUUAACAGAUGGAAAGGCAAAGGGCGACGGGCAGCUUAAAGUUGGCUGGGAAUGGGGUGUUGUCAGUGACGAACACAGUGUUAAAGAACUGGGGCCUAAGAUCGGAUACCUCAUGAGUAAAGAAGAUCUUGGGAAGUGGGUGUUUGACCACGUAAUCCCAGAAGGUGGGUGGGAAGGGAAGUCCAUUUACUUACCCUAUUAA